Molecule: messenger RNA, 366 nt
Organism: Suillus paluster
Lineage: Eukaryota; Fungi; Basidiomycota; Agaricomycetes; Boletales; Suillaceae
Exons: 3
Coding region: 36-260 (74 amino acids)
Source: RefSeq, a predicted model, not a curated record
CGAACGACCACGACAGCAACGACCGCACGAACGACAUGAAUGAGCCCAAAAAAUCCGACCCUACAACUCAAGUAGUCCAUGAGCAAGCUACCGCGACAAAUAUAUCUUAUACUCAACCGUCACUUGAACCAGUGGCAGAAAUAAUCUCAGCAGCACAGCGCGGGGAUCUCACCACCAUUCGUGAGCUCGUAGAGUCAGGGAAAUGCAAGGUUACAGAUAGAGACGACCAGAAUCACACCUCUUCACUGGGCAGCGAUUAAUGCCCAGCUUGCAACCUGCCGCUAUCUCAUAGAACAGGGUGCGGAAAUAGAUGCAAUAGGGGGUGACCUACAAGCUACUCCUCUGCAGUGGGCCGCACGCAAUGGA